AUGGGCAGGUUAGCUGAAAUGCAGCGCAAGCUCUUGGAGCAAAUGAUGGGCCCAGAAGCCAUGGGUGUCGCAAAUGCCAAUCUCGUCUGGUCGGAUGAUAAAGUUUGCAGAAAUUUUCUCUGCGGGACAUGUCCGCAUGCACUCUUCACGAAUACUAAAAUGGACUUGGGAGCCUGCCCCAAGUCGCACACGGAGCGGCUCAAGACCGAGUACAAUGCGGCCAAAGAAGCCAAUCCAAAUGACCCCAUAUUCAAUAGGUUCCAGAUGGAGUACGAGUCGAACAUAUUUGCGUUCGUUGAUGAAUGUGACCGAAGAAUUCGAGCUGCACAUCGUAGGUUGGAAAAGACGCCGGAAGAGAAUGCAAAGACAACGAAUUUGAUGAAGGAAAUUGCUGAAAUCGAACUGGCCAUACAAGGAGGGACAGAGAAAAUCGAGACGCUUGGUGAACAAGGUCAAGUUGAUGAAUCCAUGCGCGAAAUGCAGGCCAUAGAAGCGCUGAAAAGUGAAAAGGGCGAAAAAGAGGUAUGCAGUCUGAUGAUCAGGGAGUUACAACAACUAACAGACACCUCUGGUGCUUCUGGUCACCAAAAGCUGCGAGUUUGUGAUGUCUGCGGCGCAUACCUUUCAGUACUUGAUUCCGAUCGUCGACUUGCCGAUCAUUUUGGGGGUAAAAUGCAUUUAGGUUACCAUGAGUUGCGGAACAUGUUGGCCAAGUUCCGUGAAGAACGAGAGAAACGCAAAGCUGCGCCACCAUCGUUAGCUCCUGCAUCGGGCGCCAACGGACCAUCUGGUGCAGCGUCUGGACGCUCUGGUGGAGAUUAUCGUUCCUCUCGAGGUGGCGACGAGUAUCGUGACCGGGAUAGGGAUCGUGGAUACAGUGACCGACACUCAUCGUCGCGCUACGAGUAA
Molecule: messenger RNA, 909 nt
Organism: Guyanagaster necrorhizus
Lineage: Eukaryota; Fungi; Basidiomycota; Agaricomycetes; Agaricales; Physalacriaceae
Product: small nuclear ribonucleoprotein
Exons: 7
Coding region: 1-909 (302 amino acids)
Biological process (GO): mRNA splice site recognition
Cellular component (GO): U1 snRNP
Molecular function (GO): mRNA binding
Source: RefSeq, a predicted model, not a curated record